UCCAUCCACGCCAACAUGCACACGAUAGAUAAUAACUACACCACAACUCCUGAGCCUCCAAGGUGCACAGGGAGAAUAGAUCCACGUGAACUGCGCUUCUCUCGUGCAAUGAUCUUUGCCAUUGAGGAAAUAAAUAACAGCACAGAGCUGCUGCCAGGUGUCAAACUGGGAUAUCAGAUCCAUGACUCUUGUGCCUCUGUGCCUGUCACAAUACAUGUGGCAUUUCAGCUGUCAAAUGGACAUGACUCUGUUUUUUACAAAGGCAGUGAUUGUUCUAAAUCUGGUGCAGUGAUGGCUGUAAUUGGUGAAUCUGGAUCCACUCCAUCUAUCAGCAUGUCUCGUGUUAUCGGGCCCUUUAACAUUCCACAGGUGAGCCACUAUGCCACCUGUGCCUGUCUGUCAAAUAGAAAGCAGUAUCCAACUUUUUUCAGAACAAUUCCCAGUGAUCAGUACCAAGCUGACGCUAUGGCCAAGCUGGUGAAACAUUUUGGUUGGACUUGGAUAGGUGCCGUAAGGUCGGAUUCAGAUUAUGGAAAUAACGGCAUGGCAACUUUUCUUGAUGCAGCGCUCAGAGAGGGGAUCUGUGUGGAGUACUCCGAAUCCUUCUAUCGGACCAACCCACCCAGUAAAAUCCAAAGAGUUGCUGAUGUUAUCCGGAGGUCAACAUCAAAAGUAGUUGUGGCAUUCGCAGCGCCCGGGGACAUGAAGUUCCUUUUAGAGGAGCUGGCUGAAGACCCUCCUCCACCUCAUCAGUGGAUUGGAAGUGAGGCCUGGGUAACUGAUCCACACUUAAUGGAAUUCAGUUUUUGUUCAGGGGCUAUUGGAGUUGCCAUUCAACAAUCUGUCAUUCCUGGCCUGAGAGACUUCCUUCUGAAUCUUUCUCCUUCGCAAGUUGCUGCCUCCUCAGUGCUGACUGAGUACUGGGAGGAUGCUUUCAACUGCAAGCUGAAAAGUUAUGAUCUAGAUAAGAGGUCCUGUGAUGGAACUGAGGACAUUAGAACACUCUCGAGCCCGUACACCGAAACAUCUCAGUUAAGAAUUACUAAUAUGGCAUACAAGGCUGUUUAUGCAGUAGCACAUGCCAUUCAUGAUUCAGUUUGCCAGGAAACCAAUGAAACAAUACAGUGUGACAAACACAUCAAAUUGGAAUCAAGCCAGGUUUUGUCAGGGCUGAAGAAAGUAAAUUUUUCCAGAAAUGGUUACCAUGUGUCAUUUGACACUAAUGGUGAUCCUGUUGCUUUUUAUGAACUGGUCAACUGGCAGAAAAGUGACGGGGGAGUUACUGAAUUGGUUACAGUGGGAUACUAUGAUGCAUCACUGCCAAUGGGCCGACAGUUCCUUAUCAACCGGAACUUAACCUGGUUGGACGGCAGCACUGAGGUACCAGUUUCAUCUUGCUCUGAGAGUUGUCCUCCAGGAACUCGUAAAGUGUUACAGAAAGGGAAGUCCAUCUGCUGCUAUGAUUGUAUAUCUUGUCCUGAAGGAGAGAUUAGCAAUAUGACAGAUUCCCCUGACUGCUUCCCAUGUCCCAGUGAGUUCUGGCCAAACGCAAAGAGAGAUGCAUGUUUCCCCAAACCUGUGGAGUUUCUUUCUUUUGAGGAAAUCCUGUCAAUUAUCCUGGCUGUAUUCUCCAUCAGUGGGGCCUGUCUGGCCAUCAUAACAGCAGCAGUUUUUUAUCAUCACAGGACAACCCCAAUUGUCAGAGCCAACAACUCUGAGCUGAGCUUCCUGCUGCUCUUCUCUCUGACUCUGUGCUUCUUGUGUUCAUUAACAUUUAUUGGAGCACCGUCUGAGUGGUCCUGCAUGCUACGACACACAACGUUUGGCAUCACCUUUGUCCUUUGUAUCUCCUGUGUUCUUGGUAAAACUAUUGUGGUUUUAAUGGCCUUUAAAGCUACACUACCAGGAAACAAUGUCAUAAAAUGGUUUGGUCCUCCACAGCAAAGAAUGACUGUAGUGUCAUUUACAUUUAUUCAGGUUAUAAUUUGUAUUAUUUGGUUGCUAGUGAGUCCUCCUUUCCCAGUUAAAAAUCUAAGCACCUACAAGGAGAAGAUUAUCCUGGAAUGUGCAUUAGGCUCUGCUGUUGGCUUCUGGGCUGUGCUGGGAUACAUCGGCCUCCUGGCUUUUUUUUGCUUUGUGUUAGCUGUUCUAGCUCGGAAACUACCUGAUAAUUUUAAUGAAGCCAAGAUGAUAACCUUCAGCAUGUUGAUAUUCUGUGCAGUCUGGAUCACCUUUAUUCCAGCAUAUAUCAGCUCUCCUGGAAAAUUUACUGUGGCUGUGGAGAUAUUUGCCAUUCUGGCUUCCAGCUUUGGACUGAUACUGUGUAUAUUUGCUCCAAAGUUUUUCAUUAUUUUGUUUCAGCCGGAGAAGAACACCAAAAAAUUUUUAAUGACCAAAAGCUAA
This is a messenger RNA of Girardinichthys multiradiatus, 2403 nucleotides long. Its product is annotated as extracellular calcium-sensing receptor-like. Bases 16 to 2403 code for a protein of 795 amino acids. The transcript is spliced from 8 exons. Gene Ontology annotation, molecular function: G protein-coupled receptor activity. NCBI's taxonomy places the organism in Eukaryota, Metazoa, Chordata, Actinopteri, Cyprinodontiformes, Goodeidae. The record is from RefSeq and is a predicted model, not a curated record. Gene Ontology annotation, cellular component: membrane. Gene Ontology annotation, biological process: G protein-coupled receptor signaling pathway.